This is a messenger RNA of Aegilops tauschii subsp. strangulata, 645 nucleotides long. The record is from RefSeq and is a predicted model, not a curated record. NCBI's taxonomy places the organism in Eukaryota, Viridiplantae, Streptophyta, Magnoliopsida, Poales, Poaceae.
AUGGCGCCCGCCCUCGCCGCAACCCCCCUGGCUCCAGCGCCGGCCGUGCCCGCGCCGCGCGGGCCUCGCGCCCCGCCGCCCGGCUGCCUCCCGGCCGUCCGCGCCACGCCGUCGGAGACACCAUCCGGGGCGCGCAGCAUGCCUCUGGACGCGGCCUUGACGCCGCCGCUCGCGCUGCAUACAACCGUAUCGGAAUGGCUUGCGCCGCUGUCACCGACGCCCGCCCUCGUCGUCCCGUCCACGCUCGGUCGUGCGCUGCGCCGCACACCCCAGGCUACGGCUUCCACGCCGGCUACCCCGGCCGCACCCCACGCCCGGCUGCCCUGCUUCAGCGUCACGCCCCACGCCCAGCGCACCCGCACGCCGUCGCCGCAUGGCCGCGCCGGCCGUGCCACGGCCUCCGCGCCGUCGGCCGCGCCCCUCGCCCGGCCUCCACCAUCGAUCGCCACUCGGGCCGUCGAUCUGGGGCGUGGGCUCCGGUGCGCCUCGUCCUCAUCACCGCCCCGCCGCUCGGAGCUUGUCAAGGCCCCGCCGCCGCUGGCGACAACCGCGGGCUCGAGCAGCCGCGCGGAGCGGCACUUCAGCCACCUCUUCAGGCACUCCGUGGCCGCCAUCGACCGCUACCCUGGUCGCCUGCGCCGGUGA